Molecule: messenger RNA, 2495 nt
Organism: Physcomitrium patens
Lineage: Eukaryota; Viridiplantae; Streptophyta; Bryopsida; Funariales; Funariaceae
Biological process (GO): protein monoubiquitination; DNA damage tolerance
Molecular function (GO): single-stranded DNA binding; ubiquitin protein ligase activity
Source: RefSeq, a predicted model, not a curated record
ACGCUCUCGAUCAAGUGUCUUGGCGAAUUCUGUCAAGACUUGUUAAUGCGAUGCUGUGUCUGGAGAUGCUAGAAUGCUCUAUUUCAAAGCACUACAAGUGGAUCAGGACACUCAGGAUUAGUGUGCCAAGUCCCUUAAUGUUUUUGAGGGAAAUCCUUCAGGUUCUAAGCUUGUGAAGAGCGCUUGGCAUCCAAGCAUGGAAUCCAAAAAGAUUGGAUGAUGGAUGGAGCUGUUGAGGAAUUGUGCGUGUAAGAGGAAUGUCCUCACAUUUCUCUUCUCCCCUGGCUCUGCAGCUCUUGCUCAUUUCUUGCGUUGUUCCUAUCAAGUGGAAGUUCUCUCCGAGUAAAGUCACGAAGCCAUGCCUGAUUUUUGUGAUAAGUAAACCGCCAAUCUUCAUUAUUGAGCGCGAAGGUGCUGCGGAAUCUUAGAAUUACUGGUUGGGAGGUGUUAAUUUCAAGUGAAGUUUAGGUUGCGCACCAAGUAUGUGUCAAGUUAGAGGAAUGGUCAUUCAUCAUCAGGACUUUUGGUGUCCAUUGGUUGAUGUUCGGCGAUCGCGUUUAACGUGUUCCCAAGCUGGUAUGGGUUAGUUUCACGUGAUUCAUGAUUUUGAAAUUUGAGUUCAGCCUCCAACCUCAAUGGUCUUCAUAACUAUGUGUCCGACCAGAUAGUUGGGUACUGAGGUGAACCUGUUAAGAUCAUGGACGUCAUCCACUUAAGCAAAUUAUGUCUGAUGUAACGGUUUGAGUGCCUGAAGUUGUGUCCUCGCUAUCUUCCUACCUCCAAAGGUCAACACCUUUGUAGCCUAAAUCUGUUCCUGUUACCGUCUUUACCUUUAUUUCACGUGAAGGUGCUUGUGGGACUCGUGGAGUGGCGAGUCUGAACAUAGUAGUCUUCAUCCCUAUGUCCGUAGCAGUCGUGCAGGAGUAUGUCUUUCGCAGUUCGUUUUAAAAGCAAUUUUGGGGAGCCUAAAUUUUUCUUUGUGGAAGUUUAGGCCCAGUGGGAUGUCGGAGGUUUUAGUGUGAUGAUGAGCAGUCGUGGAGCGGUUUGGCUGUUGCAGGUGGACGUGAAAACGAAUGAUUUUUUCUUUGACAUUGUUAGAGCCAAAGAAGGAUAGCGAGUGUAACUAUGGAUAGGUAUUCCUUGUUCUCCAUGUGGCCUCAUGCGUCAACAAUGAGCACAAUCACAAGCUCUAUUGCAGAUCAAAUUGAGAGCAAUACAUGUCCAAUUUGUUUCGAGCUUAUGAAAUCUCCAGACUUUUCGCCUAUUCUGCUUUCUCCUUGCGGCCACACAUUCUGUGCCAAGUGUGUGUCAAGGCAUGUGUCAAUACACGAGAAGCAAUCACGUUACGGUGGACCUCUCCAGCCAGCUCCUUGCCCUUAUUGCAGGCAGAAUAUAUCAUCACAGACCUUGAAUAUAUCACUCCAAAAGAUGAUUACCAGCAUUCUUUCGUUGCAAGAAACACUUGAGAAAGCUGAUGCGGACACAGGUGGGUUCCGUGAUGGAUUCCUUCAGGCUCAAACUCGCUGCGAGAUUCUACAAAGCGAGCUACAGGAAUCCAUGCGCAAAAAAGAUAGAAUGGAGAGAGAAAUUGCACAAACUGAUGAAGCUCUGAUCCAGCUGCGGGCAAAGGAAGAAGCUCUGGAGGAGAGCAUUCGUAAGACUAGUUCGGAGCAUCAAAAGGUGCUGACCGAUUUGAUGGAUACUCGGAAUAAGAGUACUACGCUAAAGUUCUGCCGCGAUGAGAUAGUGACCAAGUUGAGUCUCAUCCAAGCGUCCUUGUUUGCACUAGAGCAGAAUCAGUAGGUGAAGACUCACCUGCAUCGAGCCGCCGGAGCCAGUCCAGGUGCUAGUUUGUAAGUGCCCAGGAAUUCUGUAGCACAUGCAAACGUCAUCACAUGUGGCCAUGUUAGAAUGUUGCUAAUACAGAGACAAUAAAUUUCCUUCACAAUGCCAGGAGCGUGAUAAAUACAGACUGCUUUCUCAAGAUGAUCAUUGUGUGCUCACUGCCCACUGAUGAUCGCUGCAACGGCUAAGCUUUGGAGUGGGUGAGACCAUGACUCAGAGACAUGCCUCAGAGAUGUCUCCCACAUGGAGCUUUAGCUGUGUACCCAACAGUCAAAGCUCAUUGCAACGCACUUCUUCUUUACUAUUUCGGAGGAAGGAAAUGUGAAGAAACUCCACAUGCAACUGUGCGUGUGGACAACUUGCUUGAAGGAGAAUCAUACAGAUAAAAAUGAGUGUCGGUUAAUACUUUCUUGUGUUCAUCAUUUAGCUUAAACAAUAUAUCUUUUGUUAGUUGAACAUAUUUUUAGAUGAGAUUUCCAAGAAACAAACACUGAUUGUAACAAAGUACGAGCAUUUUUUUUUUGUUGUGAAUAGAAUGUUGCGUUCCUAAUCAACCACACGUGCACCACAGAUAAAUAAAAGAAAACCAAAAAUAUAUGUGACUUUUCUGAUGGAAAAGUUUACUCUCUCUAUAUAAUUUUUUUCAUGCA